This is a messenger RNA of Micropterus dolomieu (smallmouth bass), 1534 nucleotides long. RefSeq names its product xeroderma pigmentosum, complementation group A (gene xpa). Gene Ontology annotation, molecular function: damaged DNA binding. The record is from RefSeq and is a predicted model, not a curated record. The coding region runs from base 117 to 815 and encodes 232 amino acids. The transcript is spliced from 5 exons. Gene Ontology annotation, biological process: base-excision repair; UV-damage excision repair; nucleotide-excision repair, DNA damage recognition. Lineage: Eukaryota; Metazoa; Chordata; Actinopteri; Centrarchiformes; Centrarchidae. Gene Ontology annotation, cellular component: nucleotide-excision repair factor 1 complex.
GCAUGCAGCUGUCAGUUAUGAAACAGACCAACGCUGCAGUUCGUAUGGAACAAAACACGACUGGUCUGCAAAUCAUUUCAUUCAUUCCUAUGAGGUGAUCACUGUUUGAGAGCAGAAUGGAUGCUGCCGGUCCCAGCCCAGAACAGAGUCCUAAACCCGAGCUUUCUGCAGCGAUGCGAGCUAAAAUCGAGCGGAACCGGCAGCGGGCGUUGAUGCUGCGGCAAGCCAGACUAGCGAGUCGCCCUUUGUCCGCUGUGGAUGGCGCAACCUCGGCCAAAAUCUCCAAGACCAUCGACUCCGGUGCCGGCUUCUUCAUCGAGGAGGAGGAAGGCGGAGAGGAAGAGCAGAGGACCAAGAAGGUUGUGCAUCAGCCAGCUCCAGUGAUUGAGCCGGACUACCUGAUGUGCGAUGAUUGUCAAAAACCGUUCAUGGACUCGUACCUCAGCAACAGCUUUGACCUUUGUGUCUGUGACAAGUGCAGAGACAACGAAGAGAAGCAUAAGCUCAUUUCCAGAACUGAGGCCAAGCAGCACUACCUGCUGAAGGACUGCGACCUGGACAAGAGAGAACCUCCGCUCAGGUUUAUACUGAAGAAAAACCCUCAUAACCCACGCUGGGGAGACAUGAAGCUCUACCUCAAACUACAGGUAUCGACUGGAAGGCUACGAACAAGUGGAGAAGAGGUGUAUGGAGGUGUGGGGUUCAGAGGAGGCUCUGGAGGAGGCCAGAGAAGCAAGGGAGGAGAACAAAGAGGUGCAGAAACAAAAACGCUUCAACAAGAAGGUCAAAGAGCUGCGCAGGGCGGUGAGGAGUAGCAUGUGGACCAAAGACAUCAGCGGUCACCAACAUCAGUACGGACCAGAGGAGGUGGUGGAUCCAGAGGAGGACCUCUAUAGGAAAACCUGCACCACCUGCAGGCAUGAACUCACCUACGAGAAGAUGUAGCUACACACUAAGACUGACUUUUUAACCUACAAGAGGAUGUUUGGUGCUUCUGCAGGGAACCAUGCCUCUCCCUCCAGUCGUACUUUAUUUUUCUACUGGUAUUUGUUUGUAUAGCUCAUUAAUACACUCCAUCCUGAUCACAUGCAAGAGGCCAACAUCACUGUCCUGUGUGUCACACACAGGCUUUUGUAUGUCAGUAGAAAUUUCUAUUUUAAACAGCCAUUACUGACCUGAGUAAUACUAUUUAUUUUUAGCAAUAACUCUGCCUGUCCGGUCGACUGCCUAUUGCUACACUUCCUGUUUCAUAUAUAGCAUGUAGAGAUUCCCUCUUGCAGUGGGCAAAUUAAGGCAGGCAUAAAACUGAAACUUGGCAAUACUGUCCUCUGUAAAAUAUCUAAUUGUGGAGUCUACUUUAUGGCUGAAUCCAAAUGUUCACUUCACAUGACCACUGUGGCUGUAAUCAACUCGACAGCAUUAUGGGGAACUACUCCAUGCUGGGUUUUCUCUCACUAUUCACUCUGGUUUGGAAAUUGAUGUCCGUCAUUGUCCCGAUAUUCACUUGGUGUUAAUAAAAGGACUGGUGCUGUGA